AUGUGGAGGGGGAGAGCCGUGGGCACCUGGGUGCUCCUCGCCAGCCUGGCCGUGGCCAGCUGGGGUGUCCGAGGACAGAAGGUAAUUGUGAAAGAGAUCAGUGGGAAGGUGUUCCUGGAGUGUGAAACAAAGAAAGGGAGUGAAAUCACAUGGCUGAAAGAUCAGGAGAAGAAGGGGAAUGAAACCCUGCUGGAGUUGGGGACGGCUCACAGCGACCCCAGAGGCAGAUAUGCCUGCGAAGCAAACGGCAAGAGAAGCCUCUACCUGCAACUGCACUACCGAAUGUGCCAGAACUGCAUCGAGGUGGACGCUGCUACCAUCUCUGGGAUCGUGGUGGCAGAUGUUGUGGCCACCCUCUUCCUGGCAGUCGCUGUGUAUUGCAUCUCUGGCCAGGACAGGAGGCUUGUGUCUCGAGCUUCUGACAGGCAGAACCUGAUUGCCAACGAGCAGCUGUACCAGCCCCUUGGUGAGCGAGCUGAGGGACAGUACAGCCAGCUGGCAUCUGCCAAGGCACGCAGGUGA
Molecule: messenger RNA, 522 nt
Organism: Indicator indicator
Lineage: Eukaryota; Metazoa; Chordata; Aves; Piciformes; Indicatoridae
Product: T-cell surface glycoprotein CD3 gamma chain-like
Exons: 5
Coding region: 1-522 (173 amino acids)
Biological process (GO): positive thymic T cell selection; cell surface receptor signaling pathway
Cellular component (GO): alpha-beta T cell receptor complex; membrane; external side of plasma membrane
Molecular function (GO): transmembrane signaling receptor activity
Source: RefSeq, a predicted model, not a curated record